GCAAUUUUCUACCCACCCUUUCAAACCAUUCAAAACAAAAACAAUAGUUUUAGCUUCCUCAUCUUCUUUCUUAGGCUAUAAUAACAUACAACUUAUAUUAGCUUUAACAUUUUCACAGAAUUCUAACAACUCUUCAUCAUUUGUGUGUAUAAUUUUCAACUUGAAAACAUGGUUUUUGGGCAGAUUCUCUACCUUUUUGAGGACAAGACAGAUGGCGGCUCAAAUUCUCCAUUGUUCUUUGGCUUUGAGAUUCUAUCAGGUUUCUGGUGGUUCCUUCUCUCCCAGCUUCAAUUUAGCAGCUCAUCUUCAUCAUCAGAACCUGAUGAGAUUAGAACACACCAUAUAGCUGAGUCAUCAGAUAUCAGAGAUAAUAGUAAUGAUGAGAAGAAUCUUGUUAUUAACAAGGAUGAGGCCAAAAUGGUGAUGACAAAACUUGGACUUUUUUCCACUCCAGAAGAGAGUGAUGAUGAUGAGGAAGAACUUGAACAACAGUUUGGUUCUAAGGAAUUUUCUAACAUGUUUGAGGAACAAGAGCCAAGCCUUGAUGAAGUGAAGCAAGCUUUUGAUGUGUUUGAUGAGAACAAAGAUGGAUUCAUUGAUGCCAUGGAGUUGCAGAGAGUUUUAUGCAUCUUGGGAUUGAAGGAAGCAAGAAACGUUGAGAACUGUGAGAAGAUGAUUAGGAAAUUUGAUGAGAACAAAGAUGGUAGAAUAGAUUUCAAUGAAUUUGUAAAAAUCAUGGAACACAGAUUUUGUUGCUAAUUGCUUUGUUUCUUCUAUUGUUUAUUAUAUAUAAUAUAAAUAUAAAAAUCCCUUUGGUA
Messenger RNA from Arachis stenosperma, 818 nucleotides. RefSeq names its product probable calcium-binding protein CML45. The coding region runs from base 169 to 759 and encodes 196 amino acids. NCBI's taxonomy places the organism in Eukaryota, Viridiplantae, Streptophyta, Magnoliopsida, Fabales, Fabaceae. The record is from RefSeq and is a predicted model, not a curated record. Gene Ontology annotation, molecular function: calcium ion binding. The transcript has a single exon.